Molecule: messenger RNA, 1237 nt
Organism: Brachypodium distachyon (stiff brome)
Lineage: Eukaryota; Viridiplantae; Streptophyta; Magnoliopsida; Poales; Poaceae
Exons: 1
Coding region: 169-894 (241 amino acids)
Source: RefSeq, a predicted model, not a curated record
CACACGACACAUCGUUUUCUUGUCAAAUCGCCACACAAUGGAUAAGGUGCUACCCACUGACCACGAAAAUUCACUUCCUCACUUCACCCCCGUCCUCCUCUACCGUUCAUCUCGGCUUGCGGGGGACGGCCGUCCGCUCAAUCGAGCAACCAAGCGAUCAGCACGUUCAUGUCGUUCACGGCGAGCUGCAGGGUGACUCCUCCUCCGACGAGGCCUGCAACCUUCAUCACCCCGCGCAGCCUCUUCAACUGGGGCAGAUCAGCUCCCGCCAAUCCGCCGCCGCCGGAGUUCAAGUACCACGACGACGUCGCCCCGCCGUUCCCUCCAUCCCUACUCUCCACCACUUACCUCGCCGGCCGCGAGCUGCGGUGCUGCUACAAGGCCACCGCCGACGGCUUCCUCGCCACGGACUUCCACCGCCGCUGCGACUUCAAGGGGCCCUGCGUCGUCAUCGGCCGCAACGCAACCACGGGCCUCCGCUUCGGCGGGUUCAGCCCGGAGGGCUACCGCAGCACGGACGACUACUACGACUCCCUCAACGCCUUCCUCUUCUACUGGCCCGAGGGGGCCGUCGAGGCCCACGGGCCGCCCGUGGUGCUGAGGAAGGUGGGCGGGAGCGGGGCGGCGCUGUUCGACUACGCGCGGGGCGGGCCGCAGUUCGGGGCCGACGGGCUGCUCAUGGGCCCGCCGCUCACGGCCGUCAUGGGGGUGUUCACCGGGCCGGAUGCGGCGGGGGUUGGCGUCGGGGAUCUCCGGAGCGCGAGGUCCAGGCUGGGGCUGUCGUACGCGAGGAGGGAGGACGGGAAGGGGAGCUUGUUUGGGGAUGAGAAUAGGGCGGAGGUUGAUGAGGUGCUCGUCUUCUGUAGCCCCGAGAUCGCGGCCAUGUACGGCUGACUAGCUUGAUCAAUGAAGAGCUUAAUUAGCAGCAUCACUGCGUGCAUCAGCGCUAGAAGACAGACAGACAGGCGGUGUUCUGCGUUCACGCGCGAUCGAUGCAGGCAAAAUGACAUGCCAAGUGGUGGCACUGUGUGGCUGUCCAUACCUCUCGAAUGAAAUUUGUGGAUGAAAUCCAUGCUUGCUAUGAUCCAUAUGUGUGAACCUCUUGAAUUUCAUCAAGAAGUAUUACGAUUUGUAACUUAUGUAAAAUAAAGAUUAGAAAGGUAUUUUUGGUUCCUCGAUUGGAAUUUGUUAGUAUACAUUUGGUCCCUGGACUGUCAAAACCAGAUACUUUCAGUCA